This is a messenger RNA of Acinonyx jubatus (cheetah), 909 nucleotides long. RefSeq names its product dicarbonyl and L-xylulose reductase (gene DCXR). The coding region runs from base 94 to 828 and encodes 244 amino acids. The transcript has 8 exons. Gene Ontology annotation, biological process: xylulose metabolic process; glucose metabolic process. Lineage: Eukaryota; Metazoa; Chordata; Mammalia; Carnivora; Felidae. Gene Ontology annotation, molecular function: carbonyl reductase (NADPH) activity; L-xylulose reductase (NADPH) activity. The record is from RefSeq and is a predicted model, not a curated record.
CCAGCCUGUGAUUGGCCCCUCCGCGCCCCGCCUCUCCGCCGUCCCGCCCCGUGCCCUCCGACGGCCGCCACACUCAGACACCGAACGCCAGCCAUGGACCUGGGGCUCGCGGGCCGCCGUGCGCUCGUCACCGGGGCGGGCAAAGGCAUUGGGCGCGGCACUGUCAAGGCGCUGCACGCGGCGGGGGUGCAGGUGGUGGCCUUGAGCCGGACCCGGGCCGACCUGGACAGCCUGGUCCUCGAGUGUCCUGGGGUGGAGCCCGUGUGUGUGGACCUGGGUGACUGGGACGCCACGGAGCGGGCACUGGGCAGUGUGGGCCCCGUGGACCUCCUGGUGAACAACGCCGCCGUGGCGCUGCUGCAGCCCUUCCUGGACGUCACGAAGGAGGCGUGUGACACAUCCUUCGAUGUGAACCUGCGGGCUGUCAUCCAGGUGUCUCAGAUUGUGGCGAGGGGCCUGAUAGCUAGGGGGGCCCCGGGGGCCAUCGUGAAUAUCUCCAGCCAGGCCUCACAGCGUGCAAUAACCAACCACAGCGUCUACUGUUCUACCAAGGGUGCCAUGGACAUGCUGACCAGGGUGAUGGCUCUGGAGCUUGGGCCACACAAGAUCCGCGUGAAUGCGGUGAACCCCACAGUGGUGAUGACCCCCAUGGCCCAGGCCAACUGGAGCGACCCCCAGAAGGCCAAGGCCAUGCUGGAUCGAAUCCCACUUGGCAGGUUUGCUGAGGUGGAGAACGUGGUGGACGUCAUCCUUUUCCUUCUGAGUGACCGGAGCAGCAUGACCACGGGUUCCACCGUGCCGGUGGACGGAGGCUUCCUGGCCACAUGAGUCUCCUCUGCCUAACGUAACUCCUGCUUCGUGCUGAGCCCACCCCUGUCCCCGUCUCUCCAAUAAACAUGAUUCUUCUGC